AUAAUUCGCACGCAUGGGGCGAGUGGAUUAGCGAAGCUGAAGACAGGCUUCCUCCUCGUCCCGACAGGUUCCCGAAGAAGAAAAAGUUUUUGUUCGACAAAGUUCUCCGGGCGUCUACGUCCAGCGAGAAAGAUAUAAACGGAUCUACUGCAGCCGCGCUAGGGCAUCAACAUCAAGAUGAUCAUAAAGUAGAUGCUGCAACGACUACAAAAGUAGAACCCCCUAGCGGAGGAGGUGCUUCUAGUUCCAGUUCUACUGCUGAAGAUACGAAGACGCCCGCUCCACCUUAUCAGGAGCAACAGCGGCAUUACAACCACUUCCUUCUGCAAGAGGACGAGGCAACUACCCUGUUGAAGAAUCAGUGGUCCCAGGCGGAAACAUAUGCAUUGCAAAAGCAUCGUACUCGUAGUGAAGAUUGCGUUUUAUGCAUCACAAAUCUCUUUCUCAAGGUGAAUCAGGAUUACAAAUUUAAUUUGUAACGCUGGGCUAAUUUGUAAUGCAAUUUAUCCUAGUGCGAUGCUUUUGCAAGGCAUAAAACAAUACGCAAAACGUCCAUCUGCCGCGUUUUCCCGCCCGUCAUAGACGAGGAACCACGGGUGCGGAAGGAUUACAUACUAUGACUUGCACAAGUAUCGUACUCAUCGUGUAACAGUAUUAAUGCAUUACAAAUUUCCUCAGCAUGAGCAGAAAAAAAAAUUGUAAUGCGGAUUAAUCUUAAGAAAAAAAAUUUGUAAUGCGUGACUGCAAUUAAUACGAGCGCGACACUUUUGCACAGGAUACAUCCCGCUGGAUUACUACUUUAAUGAAUUUUUCGGCCCGGGUAUCCUGAGUAAAAACGUCCCCACACCAGAGUUGUAAUGCAGAUUUGCAAAGACAGGAAGACUUGUAAUGCGCAUCCCCAUGAGAGCCAUUUCCAAUCGUGUUCUGGAAUUUGUGAUGCUGUGAACAGGAUGAGCAGAUAAGUCUGUGACGCGGCUGCACUCGCUAACCUGCACUACGCUGCGAAGUGCAACUUGUCAUGCGUGACUCACAAAACUCCUAGGCUUGUGUUGCAAAAUCCCCAUCCUGACUCUGGUGUGGGGACGUGUUUACUCAGGAUAGCGGGCACCAUGAACGUUGGCAUCGAAGAGCUACAGGGGCGGUGGGGGCAUGUUGCUUCUUCGGCCGACGUUCUUCACGCAGCGAUUUUUCGCGACAACAUCGAAGAUGCUGG
Molecule: messenger RNA, 1213 nt
Organism: Amoebophrya sp. A120
Lineage: Eukaryota; Dinophyceae; Syndiniales; Amoebophryaceae
Source: the annotation of a GenBank genome assembly